Molecule: messenger RNA, 1067 nt
Organism: Raphanus sativus (radish)
Lineage: Eukaryota; Viridiplantae; Streptophyta; Magnoliopsida; Brassicales; Brassicaceae
Product: probable CCR4-associated factor 1 homolog 9
Exons: 1
Coding region: 119-964 (281 amino acids)
Cellular component (GO): CCR4-NOT core complex; P-body; CCR4-NOT complex
Molecular function (GO): nucleic acid binding; poly(A)-specific ribonuclease activity
Source: RefSeq, a predicted model, not a curated record
CGCAACACCCUUCACUCUUUACACACAAAUAUAUACUUACAUCAUAGACGCUUCCUUCAAAUCAAAUAAUCAGAGACAAAUACUCAGAAUCUAGUUUUUAACAAUAUCCUUGAAUAAGAUGACGAUCAUCGAUUUGGACACAACAUAUCCGAGAAACAAACCAUCGGGCGCCAUCACGAUUCGCGAGGUUUGGGCGGAGAAUCUCGAAUCAGAGUUCGAGCUAAUCAGCGGAAUCGUGGACGACUAUCCUUUCGUCUCGAUGGACACGGAGUUCCCCGGCGUGAUAUUCAAAUCGGAUCUCCGCCGUGGAAACCCCGCCGAUCUCUACAGCCUCCUCAAAUCCAACGUCGACGCGCUGAGCCUCAUCCAGGUCGGCCUCACCCUCUCCGACGCCGACGGAAACCUCCCCGAUCUCCGCGGCGACGGCCGGCGGUUCAUCUGGGAGUUCAACUUCAACGAUUUCGACGUGGCGCGUGACGCGCACGCUCCGGACUCGAUCGAGCUUCUCCGCCGGCAGGGGAUCGAUUUCGAGCGGAACCGCCGCGACGGCGUAGACUCCGGGAGGUUCGCGGAGCUGAUGAUGUCGUCGGGGCUCGUCUGCAACGAGGAGGUGAGCUGGGUGACGUUCCACAGCGCGUACGAUUUUGGUUACCUGAUGAAGAUUCUCACGCGCCGGGAGCUUCCUCGCGCGCUGGGGGAGUUUCAGCGCGUGAUGAGGGCGCUGUUCGGGGAGCGCGUGUACGACGUGAAACACAUGAUGGGGUUUUGCGAGAGGAGGUUGUACGGCGGUCUAGACCGGGUCGCGAGGACGCUCGAGGUUAGCCGGGAGGUUGGGAAAUGUCACCAAGCCGGUUCGGAUAGUUUGCUUACGUGGCACGCGUUUCAGAGGAUGAGAGAUUUGCAUUUUCUCCAGGAUGGGCCGGAGAAACACGCUGGUGUUUUGUACGGGCUUGAGGUUUUCUAAAGGAUUUUAUUAUUUGUAAUUUAAAUUUAAUUAAUUAACUUAAUUAAUCCUGGUAGUAAAUGUUAUUAUGGAAAUAAAAUUUAUAAAAGGCAAGUUUCUAAGA